Lytechinus variegatus (green sea urchin) is the source of this 1767-nucleotide messenger RNA. RefSeq names its product lengsin-like. Lineage: Eukaryota; Metazoa; Echinodermata; Echinoidea; Temnopleuroida; Toxopneustidae. Gene Ontology annotation, cellular component: cytoplasm; membrane. The transcript has a single exon. Gene Ontology annotation, molecular function: glutamine synthetase activity. The record is from RefSeq and is a predicted model, not a curated record. The coding region runs from base 3 to 1340 and encodes 445 amino acids.
AGAUGAGUCUCAGCCAAGUACUUGAGGACAUUGAAGAGAAGGGGAUCACCGCAGUGAGAUUUGAGCAGACUGACUUAAAUGGUGUGGCCCGGUCGAAGCUGAUCCCUUCCCGUCACUUCAAGGACAAAGCAGAAGGGGCAAACUUCUACUUGGGUCAUAUCGGUAUGGACGUCCAAGCCGGUGUGGUCUCCGGGACUGGAUUCUGCGAGGAAGUUGGCCAUUGCGACGCUGUCAUGCUGCCUGACUUCAGUACAUUCAAGGUGCUUCCAUGGGCGGAGAACACUGCCCGUAUUCUGAUUGAGCCGACUUACAAAGGCGAGUAUGUAUCUGCUCAUCCGAGGGUUGCGGCACGUAGGCAACUGGAGAGGCUGAAAGACCUCGGGUACUCCCUGUUUUCUGCUCAUGAACAUGAGUUCUAUGUUGUGGACAAGGACACCAAGAAGCCAAUCCACAGUGACAUCAAUGUCCGAGCCACAUUGAGGAUGGUUCCGAUACGGAACUUCCUCAAACAGAUUAUGGAGGAGAUGCCAAUUGCUGGUGUUGAUAUUGAACAAGUCGAAACGGAAUUAGGCCCUGGACAACUGGAAAUAACAUACAGACCAGCCUUCGGGAUUAGAGCUGCAGACAACGCCUUCACUUUCAAGACUGGCAUCAAAGAGAUCGCACUUCUCCACGGAUACCAAGCUUCAUUCAUGUCAAAACCGUAUCCCAACGAGAGUGGAUCAUCCGCACACUUCUGUCAUUCCUUGUAUCUUGCGGAUGAGAAAACGCCCGUAUUCUAUGAUGCCAGCAGCCCCACUGGUCUGUCCGAGGUCGGCGAGAACUGGGCUGCAGGAAUACUUGCCCAUGCUCCUGCGAUCGAAGUCCUCAUGGCUUCCUCAGUGAAUUGCUUGAAGCGAGUCGGUGCUCCUUUCUCCCCGAAAAAUGCCACCUGGGGUAUAGAAAACCGCUUUGCCAUGCUGCGCGUCAAGAUCAACGGCGACAAGGGCACCUAUAUGGAGAACCGUGCAGGAGCCGCUGGUGCCAACUGCUACCUGAUACUGGCUGCGACCGUUGCUGCGGGAAUAGAUGGCAUCAUCAAUAAGUACAAGCUUCCUGCAGAGGUUACCAAUCCAGGUGUAAGCCAUGAGGAAGUCACAAGCACGGCUGCCGAAUUGCCAAACAACAUGGAAACUGCUCUGGGGGCUCUUCUUAAUGAUGAGGUGAUAAGAAAUGCCUUUGGUGAGGAUUUCAUCAAGUGUUUCAGUGCUAUGAAGAUGCAUGAGGUCGAAUUGGCUAAACGGGCUAAAGCUAGAAGACAAGAGAAUUGGGAAUUUGAGUUUUAUUUUGAAUAUCUAUGAAAGAAAAAAGAUAUAAAUAUUUUGGACGUAUAGAUGUUCAUUUCAACAUUAAGGAUAUUGAGGAAAAUUCUGAGCGUAAUGAAAUAAUUUUGUUGAAUAGUGUAAGAUAAGAAUCGUUUUUUAACCAUCCACCAUUCGGGUCAUUUCAUAAUUACCAUUUUUUGCAAUCCGAAAUUGGGGUCAUUCGUUAUUCAUAAAACCGAAAAAGGAUCAAAAACCCAUUCACAGAAAAAACUCGUAUAACCUUGUUUACAAUGGCAACUGAUCCAAGUAUAUAAUGGUUAUUUUGUUACAAAUUGUUAUAAUAUACGGAACACAUGGGGGCGCUAGUCCUAAUGGGAGAAGAGGGUUGCAGGCUAGCUUCAUGAUCUGUUAGUGCGAAAAUCUUCUUGCUUUUGAAACUUUGGGCGGUUCGAUCGAUCCACCC